AUGAAGCUCAUAGUAGCUGGCGCGACCGGCCUAAUCGGCUCCGAACUCAUCAAACAGAGCCUACAAAACAGUGCGAUCACCCAGGUCAUCGCGUUGGCCCGAAAGCCUGUUGAGGUGGACAGCGCCAACUCGUCUAAGCUGAAGAAUGUAACGAUAAGUGACUACGGCGAGUAUUCUGACAAGGUCAAGGCCGGGCUCGCUGGGGCUGACGCGUGCAUAUGGACCGUUGGAGUGACACCUCUCAAAUCAAAGAGCCUUGACAUCGCAGAGGUCAAGCGCGUUUGCCAGGACUGUACCUUGGCGGGUUUCAAGGCCAUCUACGAGGCCGGGCCUGCACGGCCCUUCCGCUUCCUUUACUUCAGCGGUGAUGGCGUGAUGGAAGACCCAAAGGCCAAGAAGCCGCUAUUUUUAGGCGACUAUAUGAUUAUGCGCGCCGAGACAGACGCUAUUGUACGCAAGCUUCCUGAGGAAUAUAAAGACAUCGAGAUCUGCGUGGCUCGGCCCGGUCUAGUCAUGAGCUCAGUAACAUGGACAAGAGCCGCAAUGGCUUCUGUGUUUAGUGCGAUCAACUUCUUUACUCGGGCAAUUCCGAAUGUGGCCGUUGAUGAGCUUUCCGUUGCUGUGCUGGAUCAGGUUAUUGCUGGAUUUGAGAAGGAAACGCUUUCAAAUGCUGACUUGUUACGGCUUGGGCAAGCGGCCCUCGAGGCAAAACAUACUUAG
Molecule: messenger RNA, 720 nt
Organism: Penicillium cinerascens
Lineage: Eukaryota; Fungi; Ascomycota; Eurotiomycetes; Eurotiales; Aspergillaceae
Exons: 3
Coding region: 1-720 (239 amino acids)
Source: RefSeq, a predicted model, not a curated record